Molecule: messenger RNA, 1861 nt
Organism: Felis catus (domestic cat)
Lineage: Eukaryota; Metazoa; Chordata; Mammalia; Carnivora; Felidae
Gene: BICDL2
Product: BICD family like cargo adaptor 2
Exons: 9
Coding region: 211-1533 (440 amino acids)
Biological process (GO): Golgi to secretory granule transport; vesicle transport along microtubule
Source: RefSeq, a predicted model, not a curated record
CCCAGUUUGCCUGCCUCCCCAAGCUGGGCACCCAGGUGUGCCAAGAGCGUCCCCCUGCUGGUUGGACAGGUUUGGGGAAGGGCACGCAGAGGCACGGGGCCCAGGCGGGGCCGGCCAGGGUUAAUUAGAGGGAGCUGGAGGAGAGGGGCUGAGCGGAGACCGAGCAGAGGCCGAACCUCCACGGCCCCUGGGACAUUGGUUCGCGAGGCCAUGGGCCGGGGCUUAAAUUCUGCCAGACUCAGGCGCCAGAAACGGCGCCUGCGGCCUCGGGUCCAGAAGCCCAGGCAGCAGCCAGAGCGGCUGCAGCAGGAGAAUCACGAGCUCCGCCGGGGCCUGGCAGCCCGGGGAGCCGAAUGGGAAGCCAGGGCGGUGGAGCUGGAGGGGGACGUGGAGGCCCUGCGGGCCCAGCUGGGGGAGCAGCGCUCAGAGCAGCAGGACAGCGGGCGCGAGCGUGCGCAGGCCCUCCGCGAACUCGGGGAGCAGAACCUCCGGCUGAGCCAGCAGCUGGCCCAGGCCUCCCAGACUGAGCAGGAGCUUCAGAGAGAACUGGAUGGCCUUCGGGGGCAGUGCCAGUCUCAGGUCCUGGCGGGAGCAGAGCUGAGGACGCGGCUGGAGAGUCUGCAGGGGGAGAACCAGAUGCUGCAGAGCCGCCGGCAGGACCUGGAGGCCCAGAUCCGAGGCCUGCGUGAGGAGGUGGACAAGGGCCAGGGCAGGCUACAGGCAACCCACGAGGAGCUGCUGAUACUGCGGCGUGAGAGGCGGGAGCAUAGCCUGGAGCUGGAACGCGCGCGCUCCGAGGCCGGGGAGGCGCUGAGCGCGCUGCGGAGGCUGCAGAGGCGCGUGUCCGAGCUGGAGGAGGAGUCGCGUCUGCAGGACGCCGACGUGUCGGGAGCCUCGCUGCAGUCGGAACUUGCCCAUAGCCUCGACAGCGACCAGGACCGGAAGGCAGACGGACACCGAGACGCCCGGGACACCCUGUGCCCUGAGAUCCAAGAGGCGCUCAGCCACCAGUCUUCGCCCCAGGAGGAGAGCUUGGAGCCUCCCAAGAAGCGAGCAUCCCUGAGCCCAGGGGAGAUACUAGAGGAGAAGGAGGCCGAAGUGGCCCGGCUGCAGGAUGAGAUGGCGCUGCAGCGGGCCGAGUUGCAAUCCCUCCGGGAGGAGCUGCAAAGGCAGAAGGAGUUGCGGGCACACGAGGACCCCGAGGAGGCCCUUAGGGGCGCCCUCUCGGAUCGAGAUGAAGCCGUGAACAAGGCCCUGGAACUGUCCCUAGAGCUCAGCCGCGUCUCUCUGGAGCGGGACUCGCUCUCCCGGGAGCUGUUUCGCACUAUCCGCCAGAAGGUGGCGCUGACGCAAGAGCUGGAGGCCUGGCAGGACGACAUGCAGGUGGUGAUCGGCCAGCAGCUGCGCUCGCAACGCCAGAAAGAGCUGAGCGCCACCGAAUGUGGCCCGCGCCGCGCCGCGCCGCGCUUCUCCCUGCGCCUGGGCCCUGGGCCCGCCGGCGGCUUCCUGAGCAGCCUCUUCCGAAGGACCUGACGGCCGGGCCCAGGGGGCAGCGCGUGCCCGCUGGUUCGCUUUCCUCUUCUGGCCAAUGUAGCAACAGGGCCCCGAUCGUCUUCCAGACGGGGCUGGUAGCUUCCCCACUCAGGGAGGCUGGGCAAAGUCACACUGGGAGCAGGGGCCAGCUUUGGGGGUCAGGGGCCCCAGGUGGGUGGCGGCGCAGGUGGGGCAGAGCUGAGUCUUAUAUCUAUACAGGACUAUAUUUUCUAAACACUCUGGGCCUGGCAUGUUCCAGGGCAGAGAUGGGGGUGGGUAUUUAUGUAUCAAGAUCAAACAGAGUAAUAUAUAAAAAUUAUUACACUGA